GUCAGUAAGCUUGCGCACUCACCUUUAUCCGUUUCGGUCCUCGCACUGGUGCCGUUGUCUCCUCGAAGCUGGAAACGUGCGGAUGUUUUGGUGAACGUUAUGUCAUCGUCUGAUCGGUAGUUCCGAGUGUUUGUCGAUUUUUUCGCCGAUCUCCAAAUGGAUCUCAACGAGAAGGGCGGCGAAGGGCAUCGGUGAAGGAUGUGAUCGAGGUGGUUGCUGUUUUUUUUUUAAAUUCAUAAUCCAGAGGAUACCCGAGGAAGCAAGGAUCGCCUGAAGAUGACCGGGAGAUGGGCAGGAGGUGAAGGUGCGCGAUCGGUGGGAAUCGGCAGACUGUUGCUGUUUGUUUACGUUUUGUUCGGCUGUGGUGGACUGUCGCUUUGCCAAGUAGCCAGGAACGAUACGACGCCGGAUGUGUUUAUCGAACAUUGUCGGAAGGAAUGUGCCAUUUACAAGAAUAUGAUGGCAUGCGGGAAGUACAGGGCGAUUAAGUGGAUAAACAAUGUUGUUCAAGAAAAGGAGUACGUCUACGGUCCCUUCAAAAUCAUCAAAAUACCGGCUGUACAGGGCGUGCGCAUCCUGCCUGAACUUCCUCGUGUGAAGAAGAGCAAUGCUGCAGAGAUGCUGCACUUCAUCAGAGAGUCAGUCGAAGACCUGCUAACCAGACGCGCACUCGUGUAUACGGUUAAUCAACCGUCAGGCGCAAGGAGUUUCAGCAACGGUCUGAUGGUACUAGACGACGACGAGCUUGGACAAAUGGAGAAAAGCCGAACUUUCGACGUCUCACAUGGAAACUUUCGAAUCUUCAAGAAGAAAAAGAACAUAAUCUUGCCGAUCCUCAUAUUACUCAACUUGUUAAAACUGAAGCUGAUGAUCUUGCCAAUUGCCCUCGGAGUCCAUUUCAUCAAGAAACUUCUGGUGCUCGGGUCGCUCUUACUGCCGUCGAUACUCUCACACCUCAAGAUCUGUAAAAUAGCGCAGCAACCGUACCAUCAUCAUCCUUGGGCGGCUCCUGUAGAGUACCCCGUGGAUUAUCCGACUUACAGCCACGAAGAUACUUGGGAUCACAGAAACGACGUAGGAACAGGUGCCGCUGGAUACGGCGGCUAUGGCAAUUAUUAUAACAGUCAUAGUUUUUACAACCCGUUCUCUUAUUACUUCCAAAACUACAAUAAACAGCAGCAGCGGUGAUAUACUUGAUGAAAACGGAAAACGUAGAUGUUAUUGCCGAAACGUGUGAUUCUGUAGAGAGUUUGUAAAUUAUAAUGAUGUGAAUGGUUUUUUAGUUAAAAUUUUAUUCGCUUCGCCGUUUUUUUUGUGUACUUUUCUAUCGUUUUGUAUGCGUAUAAUGUUAAUUUCAUAUGUAAAUAAAAGGAUUAAUGUACUCUAUAAAAUAAAACAAAAUAUCAGUUACUAUA
Molecule: messenger RNA, 1415 nt
Organism: Nasonia vitripennis (jewel wasp)
Lineage: Eukaryota; Metazoa; Arthropoda; Insecta; Hymenoptera; Pteromalidae
Exons: 4
Coding region: 277-1188 (303 amino acids)
Source: RefSeq, a predicted model, not a curated record